AUGCAAACCCCUUCAAAUCACAGCAUUCCAUGCAGCUUUCCGCUUCACUCAGAUCUCUUCCACUUUGCCUUGGCUGUUGAAAACAAUCGAGCGGCAACGGAUGCACGCGCAAGAAACCUCAACGGCUCUCGGCACAGGGUGCUGAACGCAGAAGUGGCGAAGAAGAUCUUCAAGGAGAAGGCUCUCUGUCAAGGCAACAAGUCUGUUGAGAGUGAGCUUGUCGCAAGGUGUUAUGGCGUCAGCGCCAAGACGGUGCGGGACAUCUGGGACAAGAGGUCCUGGGCCAAGGUAACAGAUGCGUUGGAGACAAGGGAGGCAAGGGACGACACGUCUGCCAGCGCAUCGUCGUCAGGAAAGGCAUCGAGUGAGGACGAUGCCGGGCAGACGCAGAGGGAGCGAUCAGCAGAGAUAGAGAAUCCUGUAGAAAGGACGACUGAGCAGGAGGGCAGUUCAUCGUCGUCCUCGGGGGGGUCAGAAAGAGCGAUGUCGAUGUCCUCAUACGCUGCUUCGCUGACGCAGGCGGGGGGCAGCGACAGCAUACAGCCAGAAGAUCAUGGCAGCGAAGGGAGCAACAACCUUGCUUCUGCUGACAACAACAGUGAGAGUAUGGGGGAGGAAAGCGAGGAGUCUGAGAUGUCGGAGGGCUCGUUCGGGCAGAGCAGUGGGUCCUCGGACUACAGGAGCGAGUGGUAUGUUCAGCCCAGUAUGAGCUGCAUUGAAGACUUCAUGCAAUCGACCUCUAGCAGCGGAAACACUUGCAACUCUCCUGAGUGA
Messenger RNA from Guillardia theta CCMP2712, 774 nucleotides. RefSeq lists its product as hypothetical. Lineage: Eukaryota; Cryptophyceae; Pyrenomonadales; Geminigeraceae. The transcript has a single exon. Bases 1 to 774 code for a protein of 257 amino acids. The record is from RefSeq and is a predicted model, not a curated record.